AUGUUCUUUACCGUAAAUUACCUUGAUAAGACUCAAUCACAGGGUGAAGAUAUGAAGUCAUUUUGGAGGAAUAUUGAAACCGAAAAAAUAGAGUCAGAAAAUAAUUUAUUGGAGGCGAAGAUAAAGCAAGCUGAAAAUAGUAUUGGAAAGCAUUCAGCAAAUGAUGAAGAAGACAAGAUAAGAACCAUUAUAUUCGAAGAAGAAGAGUCCUCCACCUCGGCCAUGUCCUAUAUCCCAGCCAUUCCAGUAGAGUCUUCUACUUCAAAAGAUCCGGAAAUCGAUACAAAAGAUGAAGACGUAUUUAAUAUGAUGUUACGUGAAACAUAUUUAAAGAUAUGA
Molecule: messenger RNA, 339 nt
Organism: Funneliformis geosporum
Lineage: Eukaryota; Fungi; Glomeromycota; Glomeromycetes; Glomerales; Glomeraceae
Source: the annotation of a GenBank genome assembly